UACAAGUAAUUGAAGUAUUGUGAAUUCAGCUACUAUGGAUGCAAACCCAAUUACUAAUUCUGGUUCUACUAGUGCUAACCAUAAUACUAGAUCUACUCAUAAUAUGAAUCCCAAUAAUGAAAAGAUAAUGAAAAUGCUGAACAUUUUGAGAGAACUACAAGUUGAACAAGAACAAGAGAGCCAAGCUCAUUCUGCAGCAGCAACUAGAUCUACAACUGUUAUAAACAUUAUAGCAACCCUGUCAUCACUAGACAUUUUGAUAAAAAAUGAUAGAAAAAAACAUUUUAAAGACUCAGUCUUGAAGUGUAAUAAUGCUCAAUCUGUGCAGAUUUUAUUCAGUUUUCUAAAAGAAAUAAAGUGUCAACAGUCUCGACCAACAAAGGAUGAAGAACGUGAAGAAAAAAUGUUCUACUUGUGCUGCAGCUUGAUGAGCUUAUUAGUUUUAAAAUGUUUACUAUCUUUAUUUUCUUCUCAUGCAUUGGCAUCUGCAUGUUCCUUUGAGAAGAGCAGUCUAAAAGUACUUAUAAAGUUUCUUUUUAACGAAGAAAAUGACACAUGUAGAAGUAGGGCCGCUUCAACCAAUACAGAAGCUGUGGAAGUUGCCAUAGCAACACUAGCUAGCAUUAGCAGGUUUAAUCGAAAUGCUACAAUGCAGAUUUUAAAAUCUGACAUUUUAAAAGCAUUGCCACGUUAUUUGAGGCAUCCUGAAUGGGCCAUUGCCUCUCAGAGUGCAAAUCUUGGAGCUAGCUUAUUGUACCGCUAUACACACUCUUUACAAGAGACUUUAGCUUGGAAUGAAGACUGGGAGCUCAUUAUUAAGACAUCCCUGGAUGUACUUUGUAAGUGCAAUCAUUUGUCAACUAACAGAAUGCUGCAAACUGAUAAUGCUGCUGAGCAAGAUUCUGUUAGCCCUAUAGGGACUAAAAUUGGACUGAGAAGAUGGAGCAAUGCAUUGUUGAUGCUACUGAUGAACAGAAUUUAUGACUGCCCAGAAGCUAACAAGUGCUUCUUUAAUUUAAAAGGGCUCAAGAUUGUGUUUCGAACUUAUCAGCUGCACCAUGGGCAUUUUCAAACUGCGAAAAGUGCUGUCCAACUAUUCAGAAAUUUCAUUGAGAUUUCUUGUGUCAGUAAAAGGCUAAGAGAUGAGCUUCCUAUGCUAGUGCCAGAUGACCUAUAUCAGGAUGGUGUAUUUGGUAUUGGGCUUGAGGAGGAUGACCAAUCAUUGCCAUGCAAAGAGGACUCUUCUACAGAGCAGGCUUACACAUUAGGUGAGAUUUUGCCAGCCAGAGAUGAUUAUGAGUUUUUCACUGGCAUACUAAGACCUGAAUCUCUGGCUCGUAUUGUCUGUGGCAUGUUAAACACUGGCAAAGGAGGAGAGAUAUUCCUUGGUGUCAGUGCAGAUGGAUGUGUGAAAGGAGAGACAAUGAGCAGAAACACCAAGGAUGAAAUAAGGUUAGGAGUGGACCAAAUAUGUGAUAAAAUCACCCCUUGUGUCUUGGAGUGUGAUGUUAACUUCAUGCCAGUCAGGGACGAGUCAGGGCUUAUUGAUGGAGUGUUUGUAGCAAGAAUUCAGGUGGCCUCAUGCCCAAUGAAAAAAAUUAUAUUUGAAUGUAACAGUGCAUUCAAACGGGAAGCCUCUCACCAGGGGGAAUGCUUUUAUCGCCUAGGAGGGAAAAAUGUGCCUAUCAAUGAGCAGCAUGUUUGGACUUUAAAGAUCAAAGAAAUUGAACAAGAAUUUAAAAGAGAAGCCCAAGGUCUUAUUGAAAAGCUUCAAAGUUUAUUGUAAAAGGUACUUAGUAGCAGUAACAAGAGCAUUUGUUGUAAGUAACUUAAAAUAAUGUACUAUUGAAAACACUCCAGUUUUUAUCCAAUAACCCUAGAUAUGAUAUCUUUGUUUUAUCUACAUAAUUAUUCCAUGGCCUAAGAUAGUUUAUAUGCUGAUUUAUCAUUUUAAGUAUUUUGUGCUAUGUAACAUUUUAAAUAUCUUGUAACCAAUAAUGAUAUUGCCUUAAUAUUAUACUUUGGCAUUUUUACAAAUACCAUAACCAAAUAAUCUUCUUGUCAUAAUCUUAUCAAAGUUUAUUGAAUGUUUGUGUCGUAUCAUUUUAGAAUAGCUUUUGGAUUUGAAAACCUUCAUAUUUUUUAAAUCCUUCUCUUAUUGUUCUUUCUUGUUUUUUUUUUAUUUAUUUUUUUAUGGUUAAGAUAUAUUUUGUGACAGCAUUUUUGUUAUAUUACAGACAGUAUUAGAAUUUAUUAAACUU
Biomphalaria glabrata is the source of this 2261-nucleotide messenger RNA. RefSeq lists its product as uncharacterized. The record is from RefSeq and is a predicted model, not a curated record. The transcript is spliced from 11 exons. Bases 35 to 1786 code for a protein of 583 amino acids. NCBI's taxonomy places the organism in Eukaryota, Metazoa, Mollusca, Gastropoda, Planorbidae.